This is a messenger RNA of Cucurbita maxima (winter squash), 2077 nucleotides long. RefSeq names its product pentatricopeptide repeat-containing protein At1g20300, mitochondrial. The transcript has a single exon. The coding region runs from base 267 to 1871 and encodes 534 amino acids. Gene Ontology annotation, molecular function: protein binding. NCBI's taxonomy places the organism in Eukaryota, Viridiplantae, Streptophyta, Magnoliopsida, Cucurbitales, Cucurbitaceae. The record is from RefSeq and is a predicted model, not a curated record.
GAAAUUAUUUUCUCACGGAUCUUCACAUGAGGAAUUAAAUGAAAUUGUUGUUUGCAGUAAAACUUGAGCAAAUUUGAAAUAUUUAUUUUUAAACAGAAUUAUUGGAGAAUUUUUUAGAAAUUUAGAAAUUAGGGCAAUCAAUUUCACGGUAGAUCUGUGAUUUGUGAGGUUGAAGGUUCGCUGCAAAACCCUGCAAAAACCCAACGCCAAGCCGAGUGUCUGUGCAGCCGGAGCGGACUGAAACCUCAACGGAGAAGAAUCCAGUAAUGGCUCUGUUCAAAUCGAAGCCAAAUCUUUCACCCUUUCUGUCUUCUCUCUCGCCGUUCUUACAGAAUCACCGUUUAUUUUCAUCUUCCACUUCAAUUUCCGAGUCUCAACUUCAAGACGAGGACGCGAGCAAUACUACUCCGAAUGCCUCAAAGCCUGUCCUCUUACCGGAAGAAAUCCAGGCCGCCGGUAAAUUCCAUUCCCUAAUUAAGGAAUACUAUCGAAGAAAUCCCAGUCCCGAUCCCACUCCACCAAGCCCUAACUUCACCAUUUCUGCUCUCUCCAACGAACUAUCCCAAAUCUCACCUGUCCAUGCCGUCUCUCCGGCCGUCGUUCGUUACGUCAUCGAGAAAUCUGGUGGCGUCCGCCAUGGCAUCCCCUUCCUCCAAGCCCUCGCGUUCUUCAACUGGGCGACGGCAAGCGAAACGUUCGACCACUCUGCACUGCCCUACAACCAGAUGAUUGACCUAGCCGGUAAGGUGAGACAAUUCGGAUUAGCGUGGCAUUUGAUUGAUCUGAUGAAAGCUAGAAAUGUAGAAAUUACUGUUGAAACCUUCUCGAUUCUUGUCCGGCGGUAUGUGAGGGCUGGAUUGGCGGCGGAGGCGGUUCAUGCGUUUAAUCGCAUGGAGGACUACGGCUGCAAUCCUGACAAGAUUGCUUUCUCCAUUGUUAUCAGCAUUCUGUCCAAGAAGAGAAGGGCAACUGAAGCCCAGUCAUUUUUUGACAAUCUGAAACAUAAAUUUGAACCUGAUGUUAUUGUUUACACUAGCCUGGUCCAUGGCUGGUGUCGAGCCGGUGAUAUCUCAGAGGCCGAGAGGGUGUUUAAAGAGAUGAAGAUGGCAGGUAUUAGCCCUAAUGUUUAUACUUACAGCAUUGUGAUUGAUGCAUUGUGUAGAUGUGGCCAAAUUACUCGUGCCCAUGAUGUUUUCUCUGAGAUGGUUGAUGCUGGUUGCAAUCCCAACUCAGUUACAUUCAACAAUCUUAUAAGAGUCCACGUGAAGGCUGGUAGAACAGAGAAGGUUUUGCAAGUGUACAAUCAAAUGAAGAGAUUGGGUUGUGCUGCUGACAUAAUUACUUAUAACUUUCUUAUUGAGACUCAUUGUAAGGAUGAUAAUCUUGGAGAGGCUACAAAGGUCCUCAACUCUAUGGCUAAGAAAGGCUGUACCCCGAAUGCGUCGACCUUUAAUCCCAUAUUUAGGUGUAUCGCGAAGUCGCAUGAUGUAAAUGGUGUUCAUAGGAUGUUUGCUAGGAUGAAGGAUCUGGGUUGUAAGCCAAAUACAGUGACGUACAAUAUCUUGAUGCGGAUGUUUGCAGAAUCGAAAUCUGCUGAUAUGAUUUUCAAGUUGAAGAAGGAGAUGGAAGAAGAAGAAGUUGAGCCUAAUUUGAAUACUUACCAAGUACUGAUAUCGUUAUAUUGUGGGAUGGGGCAUUGGAACAAUGCCUACAAGUUCUUCAGGGAAAUGAUUGAGGAGAAAUGCUUAAAGCCCAGCAUGCCCAUCUAUGAGAUGGUUCUGCAGCAGCUGCGAAAGGCGGGACAGUUGAAGAAGCACGAGGAAUUGGUGGAUAAGAUGGUCGAGAGAGGUUUUGCCUCACGGCCCCUUUAGAGUACCUGGCUUCUUUUAUACUCGAAGUUGUAGUUACGUUGGCAAAGUGUCGACCGACACAAGAAGAAGUUAAAGCCCCAUUUGAUAACUAUAAGUAUCACCCAGCAGUUUGUAUGGCUGGAGUCAUUGCUUUGAUUUUGUUAAGAUCCUAUGUGAAUUGGCCUGAGGCUGCAAAUUGCGUGGGCUGGGAGAGCUGUCUACGACAA